This is a messenger RNA of Populus trichocarpa (black cottonwood), 1709 nucleotides long. RefSeq names its product aspartate aminotransferase, chloroplastic. Gene Ontology annotation, molecular function: pyridoxal phosphate binding; transaminase activity. The transcript is spliced from 12 exons. The coding region runs from base 118 to 1518 and encodes 466 amino acids. NCBI's taxonomy places the organism in Eukaryota, Viridiplantae, Streptophyta, Magnoliopsida, Malpighiales, Salicaceae. Gene Ontology annotation, biological process: biosynthetic process; amino acid metabolic process. The record is from RefSeq and is a predicted model, not a curated record.
AAAGCAUGCACUGAACCCAUGACACAAUAUUCCUUGAUAACGAAAAUUACCAGAGACCAGCUCAUAGUAUCUAUCGCCAACAGCACUUCUAGUUUCUAAAGGCAACGGUUUUUUCAGAUGGCUUCAACAAUGCUUUCUUUAGCUUCUACCACUCCUUCUGCUUCACUUUCUAUGCAAGAAAUUCUCAAGGGAAAGGCGAGGCUUGGAAGUGGUAGUGUGAGUACAUUGUUUAACAAGGAGAAAGGCAAUCCCUUUAUCAAGGCAAAGUCAUUUGGCCGGAUAUCUAUGACUGUCGCAGUUAAUGUAUCUCGUUUUGAGGGUAUAGCUAUGGCUCCUCCUGAUCCUAUCCUUGGUGUUUCUGAAGCUUUUAGAGCAGACACGGAUGUAAAGAAGCUCAACCUUGGAGUUGGGGCCUACCGAACUGAAGAGUUACAGCCUUAUGUGCUUGAUGUCGUUAAGAAGGCUGAGAAUCUUAUGCUGGAGAGGGGUGAAAACAAGGAGUAUCUCCCAAUUGAAGGUUUGGCUGCAUUCAAUAAGGUGACUGCAGAGUUAUUAUUCGGAGCUGACAACCCAGUGAUAAAACAACAAAGAGUUGCAACUGUUCAAGGUCUUUCAGGCACUGGUUCGCUUCGAUUAGCUGCAGCGCUCAUUGAGAGAUAUUUUCCUGGAGCGCAAGUUCUGAUAUCAUCUCCAACUUGGGGUAAUCACAAGAAUAUUUUCAAUGAUGCAAGAGUUCCAUGGUCCGAGUACCGAUACUAUGAUCCCAAAACAGUUGGCUUGGAUUUUGAGGGGAUGAUAUCAGACAUAAAGGCAGCCCCUGAGGGAUCAUUUGUAUUGCUUCAUGGCUGUGCACACAACCCGACUGGUAUUGAUCCAACCCCUGAACAAUGGGAGAAAAUUGCUGAUGUCAUUCAAGAAAAGAACCACGUUCCAUUUUUUGAUGUGGCCUACCAGGGAUUCGCUAGUGGAAGCCUCGAUGCAGAUGCAUCAUCAGUGAGGUUGUUUGCUGCACGUGGUAUGGAGCUUUUGAUUGCUCAGUCGUACAGCAAAAACUUGGGCUUGUAUGCUGAAAGAAUUGGGGCAAUUAAUGUUGUCUGCUCAUCGGCAGAUGCAGCAGCAAGGGUUAAGAGCCAGCUGAAAAGGAUUGCCCGACCAAUGUACUCAAAUCCUCCUGUUCACGGUGCUAGGAUUGUUGCUAACGUUGUUGGGGAUCCAAUUCUCUUUAAUGAAUGGAAAGAAGAGAUGGAGAUGCUGGCUGGAAGGAUAAAAAAUGUGAGGCAGAAACUAUUUGACAGUCUCUCCGCAAAAGAUAAGAGUGGGAAAGAUUGGUCUUUUAUACUGAAGCAGAUUGGCAUGUUCUCCUUCACAGGCUUGAACAAAACUCAGAGCGAAAAUAUGACCAACAAGUGGCAUGUCUAUAUGACAAGGGAUGGAAGAAUAUCCUUGGCAGGACUGUCUUUGGCCAAAUGUGAAUACCUUGCUGAUGCCAUUAUUGACUCUUACCAUAAUGUCAGUUGAUGGAGAUAGUGAACGGGUAUACCAGAACCAACAGUUAAUAAAUUUUGGUGACUUCGAUGUUUUACUGAGUUUAUAUUAUUUUACAGAAAUUUUGUAAUAAUGUUCACUGGUAUGACCGUCACAAAUCCAUGUAAACUGAGCUUUGAUUGAGGCUGUUUAUUACAUCCCAGCUGGUGCGAGUUGUAGUUUUA